Myiozetetes cayanensis is the source of this 5022-nucleotide messenger RNA. RefSeq names its product plakophilin 2 (gene PKP2). Gene Ontology annotation, molecular function: cadherin binding; molecular adaptor activity; alpha-catenin binding. NCBI's taxonomy places the organism in Eukaryota, Metazoa, Chordata, Aves, Passeriformes, Tyrannidae. Gene Ontology annotation, biological process: cell-cell junction assembly; cell-cell adhesion; protein localization to plasma membrane. Gene Ontology annotation, cellular component: adherens junction; nucleus; intermediate filament. The record is from RefSeq and is a predicted model, not a curated record.
CAGGUUAUCGGAGCGGAGCGGGAUCCGAGCCCGGCGGUGCCCAUGGCCGGCCGCGGCCCCGCCGCCGAGCAGGGCUACAUCCGCACCGUGCUGGGCCAGCAGAUCCUGGGGGAGCUGGACAGCUCCAGCCUGGCGCUGCCCUCCGAGGACCGGCUCAAGCUCUCGGGCGACCGCGCCGGGGAGGAGAAGGCGCUGCGGAUCCACCGGCAGGUCCAGCAGACGCUGGCCAGGAAGAGACGGGGCUCGCUGUACAAUGGCAGCUUGCACCGUGCAUCCAGUGUACCAGAGCGUGUCUAUAACAUGGGGAUUACUGAAAAUGAUUUUUCACCAAGAAGUCCCUACAGUUUCUCAUAUUACCAGUCAAACCAGGUUGCCUCACCAUCCUCUUACACAAAUGGCUGGGGGACAAGGGUUGCUUACAGGACAAUGGAAGAGAGAGCUCAAAGGCAACCUCUGAAGAGACUGGAGGUUUCACCCCAACGAAUUCCGGAAAGACUGGCAUAUGUGUCCAGUGAUUUUCACUAUGAUGGAGGGAUUCCAACCGGAUUCUCUAUGAGGCAUGGAGAUAUCGGGAGAUCGAGUGGAACUGUCCCCCCGAGAUACGCUCGGUCUGAGAUUGUUGGUUACACUCUUCGUGACUCGGUGAACAGGGGACGCUCUUUUAAGAGACACUCCCGCAUGGGGGCUGUUAAUGAUGCUGCCCUGGAUGGUGUCUACCCCAGCCCCACUGUACCUCUGUACCACCAGGCAGGCAACAGUCGCAGUAUGACCAACCUUUUGGAGAAGGAAAACUACCUGACCUCGGGCAGCGCGAUGGGACAAGUGAGAUCACCAACUGCUUCCCAGCUGGCGUCUCAGAACAGGCAGUCUGUGAGGUCCAGCUUCUACCAAACCACUUUCAGAAACGCACAGACCAGGAGGGAAGUUUCCCAUCCAGCUUCAAUAGCCAGUGUCACUGCAGAAACAGAUGGGAAGAGGAUGCCAUUGACAGCUGCUGUGGCCGCAGCGGGGAGAAAUGGCUUCCUGCAGAGUGAGCAGGUCACCAUCAAUGGAUCUCAGCUAGGGAGCCCAGAAGUGGAGAUGACACUGGAGCGUGCGGUGAACAUACUGAAAAGUGAAAACACACAGUCCACGCCUAGGAUUCUUGCUGCAGUGACUUUCAUACAGCAUGAGUGCUUCCAGAAAGCAGAUGCCAGAAGAAAAGUUUUCUCACUUGGUGGUAUCCCCAGACUUUUACAGCUCCUUGAGGUUCAGAAUGAGGACAUUCAGCGGGCAGCAUGUGGUGCUCUGAGAAACUUGGUGUUUGAGGACAAUGACAACAAACUGGAAGUGUCAGAGCAGAAAGGGAUCCCACUCUUGCUCCGCCUACUCCGACACACCAGGGAUGUAGAGACUAAGAAGCAAAUCACAGGUUUGUUGUGGAAUUUGUCCUCUAAUGACCAGCUGAAGCACCUGUUGGUUAGAGAAGCCCUGCAGACGCUGACCGAAGCUGUUCUCAUCCCUUACUCAGGCUGGCCAGAUCGAGAUUACCCAAAGUCAAGUGUUUUACCUGACCCUGAUAUCUUCUACAAUGCCACGGGAUGCUUGAGAAACAUGAGCUCUGCUGGCCCAGAAGGAAGGAAAAAGAUGAGAGAAUGUGAUGGCUUGAUUGAUUCUCUUGUGUAUUAUAUCCAAGGAGCUAUUGCAGACCAUGAGCCGAAUGACAAGGCCACAGAAAACUGUGUGUGCAUUCUUCACAAUCUUUCCUACCAGCUAGAGAUAGAGCUCCCUGAGAGCUAUGCCCAGAGCAUAUAUGUACAAAGAAGAAAUAAUUCUAGCAACGAUAAAACACCAGGCUGUUUUGGAACACGGAGCAGGAAAGUAAAAGAGAAGCACCAGGACACUCUACCUGAGGAAAAGAGCAAUCCCAAAGGUGUUGAAUCACUCUGGCAUUCUACACUGAUUAGGAUAUAUCUCUCCUUAAUAGCGAAGAGCACCAGAAACUACACCCAGGAAGCAUCCCUGGGAGCUCUUCAGAACCUCACAGCUGGCACUGGACCAAUGCCGUUCUCGGUGGCCCGGACUGUUGUUCAAAAGGCAAAUGGCCUUCCAAGCAUCCGAACUAUGCUGCAUGUAAGUCACCCUGCAGUAAAGAAGACAGCAGUGUCACUGCUCAGGAACUUGUCUCGCAACACCUCUCUGCAAAAUGAUAUAGCCAGAGAAGUUUUGCCUGAUUUGGUCGCGGUACUUCCCGAGUCUGUCCCAGGGUCUGACGUUGCCUGUGAAACCACAGCGUCCAUCUGCUACACCUUGUACAACCUGACGCAGAGCAGCUCGCACAAUGCACGGCUUCUCCUGAGUGCUGACGGCCUGCCAAAGAUUAUUGCCAUCAGCAUGAAUGACAGUAACAUGUUCAGCAAAGCUAGCAGGGCUGCUUCAGUCCUCCUCUACUCCCUGUGGUCACAUACUGAUCUCCACAACGCUUACAAAAAGGCUGACUUUAAGAAGGCGGAUUUCAUCAACACCCGGACCACAAAAGCCUAUAACUCACUAAGAGAUUGAAUCAGAACAUAACACCACUGAAGACAAACGAGAUCAGACAUCAGUUAACGUAACUGCCUUCACAUGGUUGGUGUUGCCAUUGUGAACCACGAAGUAUCUCAGAAAAAAAAGAAAUUGCGAUUUUAUAUAAAGACUUGAGUGAUUUUUUGGAGUUUUUAGUCCUAAUCACCUUGUUGUCACUGUAUAUAUCAAUAUAAGAAUAACCAAAGAUGGAUUCUUCAGGAUGUCUGAGGUGAAGUUUCAUCCAGGUUUACCACUAGUCAGAGCUGCAGAUGACUGCCUUUGAUCUAUGCAGAGAAGUUUGAAAUGCUGAUUGGCAGCAAAUUUCUUUUCAGACUGUUUUAUACAAAUAGUUUUCUACAGUGGAUAAGCAUCAAGUGCACUGCUCAGGACUUAGUAGUCUUUCACCCUCUUUUUUUUUUUUCCCACAAGCUAAAUAAGAAUCUGCAGACUCCAUGAGUAUGCACAAGAAGCUGUUUCACUACCUGGCACCAAUGAAGUUAAAAUUAUUAUUUUUGUACUGCUGGUAUUCAUGAGCUCACUGGUUCUUAAGCCCCUUUCCUUUGAGAUUUCAUCAGCAACAAAACUGAUUUUACAUAGAUUUUAUCAUCUCUCACUUCUCUCAUCCUCCCUCACCUGCCUGUUGCAAUUUGUGUCCAGAAGGGGUUUUAACUAGAACCACUAGGUCUAAGACACUAUGUUUCAGAAACUUGAGGCUGAAUUUAGACACAUCAUUUUUUACUAGUUGGUGGGGAAGUUAUUUGUGGGUGAUUCAGUGAUUAUUUUAAGAAAAUUGCAAUUUCAAAAUAAUUCUUUUGAUUAUAUAUAGUAAAGGGAGUGGAAUCUUGCCUUUGUUUUUGAAGUAAUAGACACACACAAGAGGUUAGGCUCUGUGCUGCUUAAGGAAUGCUGAUCCUGCUUCAUAUUCUCUUACAUGAAAUAAUCAUCCUCCCUACAGCAAUUACGUGCAAUGUGAUAACUUUAGGACCAUGUCUGCACAUGUGGGAAUAGGCAACAGGAGGAAAAAAAAAAUCCUAAGCACCUAAAUAAAGGCUGUUACCAUGAUAUGAUGCUCAGAGAGGGUAAAGAAGCACUAAAAAACCCUCAUCUGCACUUUCAGUAAGUCAAAUUAAAAACAAACAAAACAAAACAACAACCAACCAGUAGUUAAAUUGUCCAUUAAACCAAUAGGAAAUUAAUAUAUAAAUAUAUAAAAGGAUGGGGAUUGGGUUAUCAGCUGACAUGAUCUGGCAUUCCUCUUCUGAAAUCAGGGGAGGUGAGCUACCUUUAUGGCAAUGAAGAUUUUGUCAUAUGUACUUUUUUGUCAUAUGUACUUUUAAGCCUUGCUGCUCGAACAGAGCCCAUCCUGUGCCCUCAUUCUGACCUGCUGGCACAGGAGCUAUUACAGCCGUUCCUAUCCAGAAGGAGAUGUGCAUUCCUUUGAUGCACAUUUCAACACUCCUGGCUAAAGGUCCAGCUCCUACCAGAAACUAAGACAAUAGACUGUGACAUUGCAUUGUGUCCAAACAUAUUUCUGGAUAUCAGGGAGCUAAAUUCUGCUGGUAGAUGCACAUAGUUCUCAGAGGAUUCCCAGAAAGUCCCACACGUGCGCACAGAACAGAAUGUGCCCUGGGGAGGUAAGCAAACAACCCUGCUUUCCCAUCACAGAUCAUUUUCAUAGGUCUGUUAGUCCUCCACAUUUGCUUUGAAUAACUCAAAUCAAAUGCAUUCCAGAAGGAGGUUUUAAAAAUACUAUUGGUUUUUUUUUUUUUUUUAAGAGGUCAUGUUCAAAAUACUACAGGUCCAAAAACAACACAGGGGAAGGGAACUUACAGCACCUCAUGUUGAGGAAAUUGUUUUUAUAACUUUUUAAAAUAUGAUAGAAAACAGACAAUUAAAAUCUAACUUUUUCUUCUAACUUGUUAACCCAAGUAACACUGCAUGUGCCACAACUGAAUAAACACCAGGAAACCUGGACAAGUCUACUUUUGCUGCCCAAAAAGAAGUGGUAGGCAAAAUUAAUAUACAAAGAGUAAACCUGAAUACAGAGUAGCAUGGGAAUGAAGAAUUGCAGUCUAAAAAUCAGGAAAGCUGCUUUUAGAAAUCCUCUAGCACUGGUUUAGUUCUGUGAAACUCACAAGGUAUUUAAAAAAACCAAACAAUGCCAGGUACUUUAAAAUACACUGUUUAGUAUGACUAUCUCCCAAUAAGAUGUCCUUAUGAAGGGGAUGCAAACUUUUUGUGUUGUUUCUAUUGACUCCGUGAUUUUAAAGGUCUUUUUCAACCUAAAUGAUUCUCUGAUUCUAUGAUAGUGUCCCUUUAAAAUCAAAGCAAGUUAUAAAGUCACAAAGUAUCUCAGACCUGGCAACAACAUGAGAAACAGAGACACGCCUUAUUACAACUGAUCUCCUGCUUGUAUGCAAUCAAAAAUGUUUCAGCAGGUCUCCAAAGAAAACAAAACAUGUUAGUCAGAGAAAUAAU